AGCCCCUCUCGGCCGGAGAGGCCCUCGCGCCGUGCCCGAAGGGCCGGCGCGCCCGAUGGAGGGCAGCGCGCCGCAGGGCGCGGCGCGCCAGGCCCGCGCGCAGCCGCUCCUGGCCGAGGCGCCCGCGAUGAAAGCGCGGACCGGCGCGCCGCCUGGCUGGGUCGGGGGCAUAUUCAACAUCGGCUACGGCGGCGGCUCCCACGCCGGUGUCUGGCAUCAGAGCUGGCUGGUGGGGGCCUCCUGCCUGGCCUACGCCGCUCUCGGGGCGCCGUUCUUCCUGGCGCGGGGGUACCCCUGCUGCGCCUGCAGCUCGUUGGUAACCUCGGCGUGCUCCUUCUGGGCGGACUACUGGCACAUCGCGCGGCCCGAUCACUUUGCACACCGGCUGGACCGCGUGGUCGCCUUCCAGUACUUCUUCGUGCUCAGCUUCGCGGGGCUGUCGAUGGGCAUGGACGUGUGGUGCAUGACCGCCCUGGCCGUCUCCUCCGUGGGCUGGUUCGUCGCCUCGCGGCGCUGCGGCUCCCGGGAGCUCUGGGUCCUGCUGCACUCCACCUGGCAUCUAUGUCUGGUGGCGUGUUUUCCACCACUACCACCACCAUAAGUUGGAGGCGGGGUCCUCCUCCUCCCCCAUCCUCCAUUCUCCUCCUCC
Molecule: messenger RNA, 649 nt
Organism: Prorocentrum cordatum
Lineage: Eukaryota; Dinophyceae; Prorocentrales; Prorocentraceae
Source: the annotation of a GenBank genome assembly